Molecule: messenger RNA, 1529 nt
Organism: Onychostruthus taczanowskii (white-rumped snowfinch)
Lineage: Eukaryota; Metazoa; Chordata; Aves; Passeriformes; Passeridae
Gene: TMEM161A
Product: transmembrane protein 161A
Exons: 8
Source: RefSeq, a predicted model, not a curated record
CACGUCCCCGCGCCCCCAGUGCUGCGCUAUUUCCCGGAGUACCAGUGGUUCGUGGAUUUCUCCGUGUACGCCGGCGCCGUGUACGUGUUCAGCGAGGGCUACUUCAGCCUGGCCAGCGCCGGCAGGGAGACCAACCUGGGCGUGCUCUGGAGCCUGCUCACCGUGCUCUUCUCCGUCAAGGUUUUCUUCACGGUGAUGCGUCACUAUUUCCGCUCGGAGGAGGGCGGGGAGCGCUCCGUGUGCCUCAGCGCCGCCUUCUUCUUCCUGCUGCUCGCCAUGCUGGCCCUGGUGGUGCGCGAGGAGUACCUGGAGUUCGGCCUCGAGGCCGGCCUGGCCGGAGUCUCCUCUAACCUGGAGCCCAUCCUGAAGCCCCGGGGCUGGGAGUGGACGCUGCCGCUGGCCAGGCUGGCCUUCAGGCUGGGGCUGGCGGCGCUCUGCUCCUUCCUGGGGGCCUGCCUGACCUUCCCGGGGCUGCGCCUGGCGCAGACACACCUGGACGCGCUCGCCAUGGCGGCCGGCAAACCCCUGACACGGGUCCUGCUGCACGUGGGGUUCGUGGCUCCCGUGCUCGUGGUGCUGCUGUGGGUCCGGCCGCUGUCCCGGGAUUUCCUGCUCCAGGCCCCGCUGGGCAAGGAGACGGUGCAGAUCCUGUCGGCCUCGUCCUUUGACACGCUGCGGCUCUGGGCCGUGGUGGCGCUGUCGCUGCUGCGCCUGCUGGGGACGCGCCACCACCUGCAGGCGUACCUGGCGCUGGCCGAGCGCUGGGUGCGCCGCAUGCGGCGGCAGGCGGGGCGGAUCCCGGCCCGAGAGAUCCAGCAGCAGAUCAGCAGGAUUUACUGCUACGUGUCCGUGGUGAGCCUGCAGUACCUGGGGCCCGUGAUCCUGACGCUGCACUGCGCCCUGCUGCUCAAGACGCUGGGUCAGCACUCCUGGGGGCUGUACCCCGAGUCCCCCGCCGUGUCCCCAGCAGCGCCGGUGGCCCCGCCACGCCCCGAGGGUGACGGGGACGUGCAGGUGGUGGUGCAGGAGAUCUCGGGGGUCCUGGGCUGCAUCUUCACCCCCCCCUUCUUCCGAGGACUCUUCUCCUUCCUCACCUGGUGGGUGGCCGCCUGCCAGGUUGUCACCAGCCUCUUCGGCCUCUACUUCCACCAGUACCUGGCAGCAUCCUGACUGGGAGGGACUGGAGGGACUGGAGGGACUGGGUGCUGCUGCCUUGCCUGGUUGUGCCACUUUGAGGACACACGUGGGGACAUGGGUGCCACCAGGACGGGUUUUGUGUCACCGCUGUGCCUGCCCCCCGUGGGGACACUCCAGUGCUGCCUUAUCCUGGAGGGCAGCGGCUCCUGGCAUGCUGGGGACACGGUGGGGACAUCCAGGAGUGGCAGCUGGAGUGGCCAGCAGAGAUUUCGGGGUGUUCUCGGCUGAGGCUGAGGGGUUUUUGUGGGGUCUCUGUCCCCCCGUGCUCCGUGUGACCCCUGAGGCCCAGCAGCCUCGGGGGUGGCUGCUCCACAAUAAACCAGUGACACCAA